Messenger RNA from Salvelinus fontinalis (brook trout), 3696 nucleotides. Its product is annotated as ribosome biogenesis protein bop1-like. Bases 46 to 2391 code for a protein of 781 amino acids. The record is from RefSeq and is a predicted model, not a curated record. Lineage: Eukaryota; Metazoa; Chordata; Actinopteri; Salmoniformes; Salmonidae. The transcript has 16 exons. Gene Ontology annotation, biological process: maturation of LSU-rRNA from tricistronic rRNA transcript (SSU-rRNA, 5.8S rRNA, LSU-rRNA); ribosome biogenesis. Gene Ontology annotation, molecular function: ribonucleoprotein complex binding; protein binding. Gene Ontology annotation, cellular component: PeBoW complex; preribosome, large subunit precursor.
CCUCUUGCGGAAUCCCACAUGGUCGGCUGUUGAUGUACAAGAAGCAUGCCUACUGUAACUCUAGAAUCGCAGAAAAACGGCACCAUGAAUAAAGCUAAAGUAAAGAGUGCGAAGAAAAGAGUUGCUGAAGAGGACAAUGACCAGCUUCCCAUAUUUGACAAAGAUGUCACUGAGAAGGCUGGGGAAGAAGGAGAUGAGGACCUCUCAGAUAGCGAGGAGAGUGUGUUCUCAGGACUGGAGGACUCUGGGAGUGACAUUGAUGAAGAAGAAGAGGAUGAUGGGGAUGACGAAGAGGAGGAUGAGGAUGAUGCUGCUCUCAUACUAGAUGAAAAUCUGAAGAAUAGCAGUGGUGCUGAAACAUCUGCUGAGCCUAAGCAGCAAGGCAAAAAAACUGCAUCAAAGGAGACGAGGAAGAUGAAGAAAGGCAAGGGAGGCGCCAUUGAUGGCAGAGGAGAGAAGGGACUGACCACCACCUUCCAGGGAUUGGCCACCGCCCAGCAGGGGGACGAGUAUGAACACGACACCUCCGAUGAAGAGGACAUUCGUAACACGGUGGGCAACGUUCCCAUGGAGUGGUACCAGGACUACCCUCACAUCGGGUAUAACCUGGACGGGAAGAAGAUCUUUAAGCCCAUCAGGAACAAAGACGAGCUGGAUGAGUUCCUGGACAAGAUGGAGAACCCAGACUACUGGCGUACGGUUCAUGACAAGACGACAGCCUCAGACAUUCGUCUGACAGACGAGCAGGUGGACCUGGUACACCGCCUCCAGAAGGGUCAAUUUGGCGACGUCAACUUCAACGAGUACGAGUCGUCAGUGGACUUCUUCACGAACGAGGUCAUGAUUCAUCCGGUGACUAACAGGCCCCAGGACAAACGGAGCUUCAUCCCCUCACUCAUAGAGAAGGAGAAGGUUUCGAAGAUGGUCCAUGCCAUAAAGAUGGGUUGGAUCAAGCCCCGUAAGCCCAAAGAGCGCACCCCUCAGUACUACGACCUGUGGGCCAAGGAGGACCCCAACGCCAUCCUGGGGCGCCACAAGAUGCACGUCCCCGCCCCCAAGAUGAGGCUGCCCGGACACGAGGAGUCCUACAACCCUCCGCCUGAGUACCUUCUCACAGAGGAAGAGAGACUGGCGUGGGAGCAGCAGGAUGCAGAAGACAGGAAGCUCCCGUUCCUCCCCCAGAAACACUCCUGUCUGAGGGCCGUGCCCGCUUUCUCCCGUUUCAUCCACGAGCGCUUCGAACGCUGCCUUGACCUUUACCUGUGUCCCCGCCAGCGCAAGAUGAGGGUGAAUGUGAAUCCAGAAGAUCUAAUCCCCAAGCUGCCCAAACCCAAGGACCUGCAGCCCUUCCCCACCACCAUGUCCCUGGUGUACCGUGGCCACACCAGUCUGGUGCGCUCCAUCAGUGCGUCUCCCACCGGCCAGUGGCUGGUCUCAGGCUCAGACGAUUUCACUGUGCGCUUCUGGGAGGUCAACACGGGGCGCUGCAUGAAGACUCUGGAGGUGGGCGGAGCUGUGAAGAGCGUGGCGUGGAACCCCAACCCGGCCGUCUGCCUGGUGGCCGUGUGCUUUGAGAGUACAGUGCUGCUGUUGAACCCAUCUCUGGGAGACAGGCUGGUGGUGAGCUCCACAGACCAGCUGAUCACCUCCUACGAGCCCCCAGAGGAGGACAAGGAGCAGGCCGUCACCUGGGCUCUGUCUGAAGGCCCGGAGCACAACAAGGGACACCGCCUCACCCUCACCCACCCCAAGGCAGUAAAGCAGGUAGUUUGGCACGGUAAGGGUGACUACCUGUCCAGCGUCAUGCCUGACAACACCAGUAACCUGCAGGUGCUGAUCCACCAGGUGAGCAAGCGGCGGACGCAGAACCCCUUCCGCAAGAACAAGGGCCUGGUGCAGUGCGUCUCCUUCCACCCGCUGCGGCCCUACUUCUUCGUGGCCACGCAGCGCUACGUGCGCAUCUACAACCUCAUCAAGCAAGAGCUGACCAAGAAACUGAUGACCAACUGCAAGUGGAUCUCCAGCAUGGCCAUUCACCCUGGAGGUGAUAACCUGAUCUGUGGCAGCUAUGACUGCAGACUGGCCUGGUUUGAUCUGGACCUCUCUACCAAACCGUACAAGAUGCUGCGGCACCACAAGAAGGCCUUGAGAGGCGUGGCUUAUCACAGGAACUACCCCCUAUUCGCCUCUGGUGCUGAUGACGGCAGCGUGAUCGUCUGCCACGGCAUGGUCUACAAUGACCUGCUCCAGAAUCCUCUCAUUGUUCCCGUCAAGGUACUGAAGGGUCACCAGAUCACCCAAGAUCUGGGGGUCCUAGACGUGACCUUCCACCCCACCCAGCCCUGGGUCUUCUCCUCGGGGGCUGACACCACCAUCCGCCUCUUCACCUAAACCACCUCGGUCACAUCUCAAAUCACACCCUAUUCCCUAUCUAGUGCACUACUUUUGACCAGAGCAGUUUGACAAAAGCAGUGCACUACAGUAUAUAGGGAUACCUUUUAUCUCAAAUGACAUGCUAUUCCCUAUAUAGUGCACUACUUUUGGCCAGAGCAGUUUGACAAAAGCAGUGCACUACAGUAUAUAGGGAUACCUUUUAUCUCAAAUGACAUGCUAUUCCCUAUAUAGUGCACUACUUUUGACCAGAGCAGUUUGACAAAAGCAGUGCACUACAGUAUAUAGGGAUACCUUUUAUCUCAAAUGACAUGCUAUUCCCUAUAUAGUGCACUACUUUUGGCCAGAGCAGUUUGACAAAAGCAGUGCACUACAGUAUAUAGGGAUACCUUUUAUCUCAAAUGACAUGCUAUUCCCUAUAUAGUGCACUACUUUUGACCAGAGCAGUUUGACAAAAGCAGUGCACUACAGUAUAUAGGGAUACCUUUUAUCUCAAAUGACAUGCUAUUCCCUAUAUAGUGCACUACUUUUGGCCAGAGCAGUUUGACCAAAGUGGUGCACUAUAUAGGGGAUACCUUGGUUACAUUUCAAAUGGCACCCUAUUCCCUGUAUAGUGCACUACUUUUGACCAGAGGCCACAUAGGGCUAUAUCUGAGCAAUAUGUGAACUGUAUUUAAGACACUUACCAGUCUCCUCCCAUGUCCUCUGACAGCUAUCCCUGACGGAAGAAUCAAAUCAAGUGCCUGACAUCAUGUAUAUUAUCCUCAUGUUUAGUACUUUUUCCAAGCUAAGAGAACACCAACCACACAGCCAUAAUCUCUUUCUCUCCUCAGUGAAACUGAGACAGUAAAAAUAUGUUUGGUUUCAAACGGCACCUCAAAUCUGGCCUGGGCAGGAAAGCCUAUUUCCAUCUACGUUGCUGUUCUGUGCAGCUGACCUCAUAGCAGCGCAUAAGAGUCAAACCACUAAUGCUUGGACACUUCAGACAGCCCCCGUGACAAAAUAUACUGUAUGUUCAGAGAUUAAGCUUGCCAAUAGAAACAAUAGAACAAUGAUGUUGUGAGGACCCUGUCAGCCCCUGUCCUAGAAGGAUAUGUGUAAAUAUAUCGGUCUCUCUUUGUGUAUGCAACCAAAGUCAUGUCCAGUUGAGGUUCUGCAGGACUUGUUUCGAUCACAAACACUAUGUAUGGCGAUGUGUGAUCCCUUUUUUUUUUUUUUUUUGUAAAAUCUUCUGACUCCUUUUCUCGACGAAUUUGUCGGUCUGCUACAAGUAUUUCUUUUUAAUUAAAACUGGUGUUCCCUGAA